This is a messenger RNA of Callorhinus ursinus (northern fur seal), 1925 nucleotides long. It is a transcript of the gene CRIP3, whose product is annotated as cysteine rich protein 3. The record is from RefSeq and is a predicted model, not a curated record. Lineage: Eukaryota; Metazoa; Chordata; Mammalia; Carnivora; Otariidae. Gene Ontology annotation, biological process: intrinsic apoptotic signaling pathway in response to DNA damage; regulation of gene expression. Gene Ontology annotation, molecular function: zinc ion binding.
CUUCUUUAGAAAAAUGUCUAUUCAAAUUCUUUGCCUGUUUUUAAAUUGGGUUGUCUUUUUAUUAUUGAGGUGUAAGAGUCCUUUAUAUAUAUUCUGAUACUGGAUCCUUACCAGAUACUGUUUGCAAAUAUUUUCUUCCUUUCUCUGUGGGUUUUCUUGAAGUGUCCUUUGAAGCACUCUUGGGCUACUUGUAACAAAUAUUAAAACACCUUAAAACUAAAUUGGGAUUAUAUAAUUGGUGUCUGAAUUAUACAUUUAAAUUUAAUAAGCAUUGUAAUUUCACAAGAAAACCAUUGUAUCCAGACCACAUUUUGAGGCUUCCAAAGAGUCUUGAGUUCAUUAUGGGAUCUAUCAUAAUGAUAGCUAUCGCUUUUAUAGCAGCUAUGUGCCAAUCACUGUUUGGGCCCUUUGCACAUACUAACUCAGUUUCCACAACAAUCCUAUGAGGUAGAGAUUAAUCAUCAUACUCAUUGUACAAAUAAAAUGGAUGCAGAGGGAGGUUAAGUAAUUUGCCUGAAGCCAGAGAGUAAGUGGCAGAGAUGCGCUCCAGAUUCCGACGCUCUUAACCACCUGAGACUGUCAAGGCGGAAUUAAGCCAUUUCAAAGAAUGCCUGACCCCUCGCUUUGAGGAAAUUACCGUGUUUUUAUGACCUCUGUACUCUGGACAGUUUUCCCUUUGUACCAAGCCAGAAACUAGUGCCACCCUUCCAGUCGUCCUCAUUGCUCUCUUCCUUUCCCGUCGGGCUUCAAGUCCCUCUCUCGUCUCCACCGGUCGGAGGCUUUAGUUUUUGGAAGGACCUGCGAGGUCGCCGGCGUCUCCCAGGUGAAGUUGUUCUAAAUUUCUGACGGCCAAUAGGCGCCGAGGAGCUGCGGUUUCUGCCCAAUGAGGCUCACAGCGGAGCCAUGGGCGGAGCCACUGAAGGGGGCGGGAACGGAGCCCCGCCUCGGUGGUUACUACAGUGUGUGGCGCCGGCUGUCCUGUGCGGAGCCAUGAGCUGGACCUGCCCGCGUUGCCAGCAACCCGUUUUCUUCGCGGAGAAGGUGAGCUCCCUGGGCAAGAACUGGCACCGCUUCUGCCUGAAAUGUGAACGCUGCCACAGCGUCCUGUCCCCAGGAGGGCAUGCAGAGCACAAUGGGAGGCCGUAUUGCCACAAGCCAUGCUAUGGGGCUCUCUUUGGACCCAGGGGGGUGAACAUUGGUGGUGUGGGCUCCUACCUCUACAACCCUCCCACUCCCACCCCAGCCAGCACCACUCCCCUCAGCCCCAGCAGUUUCAGCGCCCCCAGGCCCAGGACUGGCCUCCCCCAGGGCAAGAAAAGCCCUCCCCACAUGAAGACAUUCACUGGGGAGACUUCACUGUGCCCUGGCUGUGAGGAACCUGUCUAUUUUGCUGAGAAGGUGAUGUCUUUGGGCAGAAAUUGGCACCGACCCUGUCUGAGGUGCCAGCGCUGCCGGAAGACCCUGACUGCUGGGAGUCAUGCUGAGCAUGACGGCGUCCCCUACUGCCACAUCCCCUGCUACGGCUACCUGUUUGGCCCCAAAGGUGUGAACAUUGGUGAUGUGGGCUGCUACAUCUAUGACCCCGUGGAGAUAAAAUCCAAAUGAGAUGCUCACAGGAGAGGUCACUCUAACUCAGGCCUCAUACCAUCCCUUCCAUGAUGCAGUGGGAGCUACAGAAUUCUCCAGUCCCACAUGGGGAAGAUGGUCUUCCAGUGGCCUGGGCCUAGGCUCCAUGGUAGACCAGGGAGUCUAGACUUUGCUGAUUCCUCCCUUUCCUGUUCCUAUCUGGUUAGGAGACAUAGGUCACCAUAUUUUAAAGGGUAGCCUCCUGGCCUUCCCAGUCCCUUUCCCUAGCAAAUUCUUUAACUUCAAGGUACUUAAAAAACGUGUUUAUUCUGGCUUCUCCAAUAAAAUGUUGGCUCCCA